This is a messenger RNA of Microplitis mediator, 4818 nucleotides long. It is a transcript of the gene MFS17, whose product is annotated as sialin. Lineage: Eukaryota; Metazoa; Arthropoda; Insecta; Hymenoptera; Braconidae. The record is from RefSeq and is a predicted model, not a curated record. Gene Ontology annotation, molecular function: transmembrane transporter activity. The coding region runs from base 440 to 2044 and encodes 534 amino acids. The transcript is spliced from 11 exons. Gene Ontology annotation, biological process: monoatomic anion transport; transmembrane transport. Gene Ontology annotation, cellular component: plasma membrane.
UACUCCUUACUCGUAUGAGUUCGGCUCUUGUAUGUCGGUAAUUUUAUGUAAACUCGGGACAGUUUUGCAGUAUCAUUCAUGCCUUAUAUAUACAUUUAGAGUUCAAUUUAUCAUGUAAAUAUAACUAUCGGAGUAAAAAAAAUAUAUAAUCGUUUUUCGUCAUCUAAAUUUAAUAUUAUCGUUCCCAAUGAUACUUUUUUUGAAUUUAUAUAAAGUAAUUAAAUGAUAAAAUGACCUUAAACUUAAAUUAAAAUUUUUUAUCACGUGUGUAAAAAUGACAAGUAUAAAUAAAAGUUUUGUGUUCAAAAAUCAUUUAUUUGUUAUAUCUUAUGACAUAAACGGAGUCAAAAACCUAAGGUGAUUGUGGAUCGAUACUGUUGCAUUUCGUUCGUAAAGAAACGCACAAUUACUUCCUGGGGAAUAUCAUCAGAAAAACACAAUGGAAGAUUCUCAGAGCCGAUACGAAAAUCCUUCGGGUUUAAAACGAUCUUCGUAUAGUUAUCGAAGAUUUUCUGACUUAGUUCCAGCACGAGUGGUUUUAUAUAUGCUCUCAUUUUCCGGAUUCCUCGUAUCAUUUAUGAUGAGAACAGAUAUAAACAUCGCAAUAGUUGAGAUGGUUCAAUUUCAACCCCUCGUCUCUAAGUCGGAAAUCCCCAGGGACUCAUAUUGUUAUGAAAAACUAAACGGAACUUUGUCAUUAAAUAACUCCACUGAUUCACACAAAACAACGGGUGAAUUUGAUUGGAGUCCAAAAAUACAAUCUGCAAUAACGGGAAGUUUUUACUGGUGUUAUAUUCUUUCACAAAUUGUUGGGGGUGUGCUUACCCAAUAUUUCGGAACAAAAACUGUUUUUGGUGGCUCACAAUUAAUUACUGCAAUAUGUAGUUUACUUAUACCUACCGCAGCAGAACUGCAUUAUGGAGCAAUGAUAGCUCUACGAAGUAUUCAAGGAAUUGCUAGCGGCUUAACCUGGCCAGCGAUGUAUGCGAUCGUCGGGCAUUGGAUCCCGCCGGUAGAACGUUCGCGUUUUAUGUCAUCGUUCCAAGGGUUCAGUUUCGGCAUCGGCUUGACGUACUUCCUGUGUGGGUUUCUCAUCGCCCAUUAUGGCUGGAGAGUUGUCUUCUACACAACUGGCAGUAUCGGAGUCUUCUGGUGCUUGCUGUGGUUUUUCUUCGCCUUCGACACACCAGCCUCUCAUCCACGGAUAACUCAUCAGGAGCGUCAGUAUAUUCAAGGCAGCGUUAGCCAUCAAGUUGGAAAUACUGAGCAAGCGAUGCCAGUACCUUGGAAGUCUAUUUUGACUUCUUGGCCAGCAUGGGCUAUUGCUAUUACAACAUUUGGAAGAAUAUGGGUGCAUUAUGUGUUCAUUAUUCCCGGCCCAAUGUACAUGAAAACUGUCUUAGGCUUCAGUAUCCAAACUAAUGGAUUCCUGUCCGGGGCUCCAUUUAUUUGUAGUUAUUUCAGUUCAGUUGUUUUCUGUUACAUUGCGGAUCUUCUUGUAACUAGACAAAUAAUGACUUUAACCAACGUACGAAAAAUGUUCACAGCCAUAUCUCAAGUUAUUCCUGGUUUACUAGUAUUACUGAUUGGGUACUUAGGCUGUAAUAUUGUCAUUGUUCUCAUAGUUUGGUUCAUUGCUGUAACAUUAAUUACAGCAGCUUACGCUGGCGCGAUGGCUAAUAUUGUUGAUAUCGCACCAAAUUUAGCUGGUCCAGUUUUAGCAUUCGCUCAAACAAUUCACAUGACUGCCAGUUUCUUGUCACCGGCGGCUGCCGCUAUAUUUACUGACGAAGAUCAAACUUUAGAUGCCUGGAGAAACGUAUUUGGCCUCACUAGUGGUAUCGCAUGUGGUACUUAUAUUAUAUAUCAAAUAUUUGGUACAGCUGAGAUUCAAUCGUGGAAUUAUCCAGAUCAAAAACGUCCUCAGAUAGUAGAUAACGACAUCGAGCCCCUGAAUGAUCCGAGUUUGAGAAAUGGUAAAAUUCUACCCAAACAGAAUAAUGAUCCAGAGCAACCGGAGUUAAUAAAUGAAUACUCACACUAAAAAUUUAUGUACUUGAAAAAUAAGACUUUGAUAAAUUAUAUAUAAUAUUAACUUUAGAAAAAAAUUACUUACAACACUGUCGAAUACUACGUAUUUAAAAGUAAAUGCAUUCAAUUGAGUGCGUAACUUUAAUUCCUGUUAUAUUGGCAGUUAACGUAAGCUUGUAUUUAAAUGUAGAAAAGCAGAGUAUUUUUAUGAUAUGAAAAUCUCAGGUAAAAUUUUACCAAUUUAUAGACUAUUAGGAUUAUAGAUCAUUUACUAAGUGGGCACAAUUGUACUCAAUUAAUAUAUAUACAUAUAUAUGUGUAUAUAUAUUAGUAUUGAAUAAUCUAAAGUAUUUUAAAAUUCGCGGUAAAAAAACAACAGUCACUUUGCAAAUCAGUUUCAUUCUUAUUUGAAAUAUAUAUCAACUUUUUUUUUCCAAACUCAAUAGUCGAACGAUUUUAGACAUGUAUAUAAAAUAUAAUAAUAUAUAUCGAAUUAUUGGUAACUUUCUUUUUAAUGACUUAAAAUUUUAAUAUUUUUUCCAAUAGUUCAAGUUUCUGUCACAGAUAAAUCGAGCACAGACACGAAUUUACGGAAACAUUAUUUUUGGUUACUUUAAAAACUAAGCUCUCCACUAAAUAAAAAUUGAAUAUUCGAAAGCUGAUCAGAAUUUUCUCGAUUCGAAUCGAGUAGAAAAGAAAAAUAUCUCUAUCUGAUCUAGUAAACGUAAAAUUGGUUUAGCGACUUAAUUAUUACCACUUAUCACAAUGUUCUUAAACAAUAUUUUUUUAUGCACGAUAUAGGUUUUAAACUGAGUCUAAUUUCACAUGAAAAUAUUUUUUAAAACUAAUCGUAACUUUAUUAAUUAGAAAAAAAUAAACUUAAUUACUAGAUCAUUAUUUUUAUGAGAAUUAAGAAAUUUUUUUUUUUAACUAUUUUUUGAGGCAGUUCAAUAAUUCCCAAUAACGUCUACUUAUUUAUAUGUAUGAAUAUAUAUAUAUAUAUAUAUUUAGAGGUCAAUCGAUAUAAUUAUUAUUUAAGAUGUGAUUGAUUCACUUCUUCAUAAUAUAGAAUCUCACUAUAGUGUAAAAAGAAUUCGUUCCGAAAAAAUUCCAAAAAAGUUCCACAUGUGGAACUUCUAAAAAUGAGACAGAUUAGAACUUCGAAUGGAACUUUUUUGGAACGUUAGUAAUUUUGAUGGUAAAAAAAAAGUUUUUAUAAGCAAAUUUAGAGUCAAAAAAGGACGUUUUUGGAAGUUUUUAUAUACUUUUUUUUUGUUCUAUAAAAAGUUCAAAAGUAGUGAUUUUGGAAAGUUUUUGGAACGCCUUUUUUAGACCAUAAAAAAGUCAAAAGUGGUGAUUCUGGAAUUAUUUUGGAAUGUCCAUAUAAAAUUUCAAAAACCUCCUUUUUUGACUCUAAAUUUCCUCAUAAAAACUUUUUUUUUGAUGCCACGACCGUUUACCCUCGGACAAAAUAACUUCGACAAAAUAACCUCGUAACAAAAUAACCUGAAAAAAAAUAACUUUGUUAUAAAAAAACCUAAACAACAAUAACCUGAAAAAAUUCACAUAAAUCUAUAACGAUAAAAUUCGUUUUGAAGGUUAUCGUUGUUCAGGUUAUUUUAUAACAAAGUUAUUUUUUUUCAGGUUAUUUUGUUACGAGGUUAUAUUGUUCUAGGUUAUUUUGUCGGGGUUAUUUUGUCCGAGGGCAAUUUGUUACGGAACCUACUUUUACCAUCAAAAUUACAAACGUUCCAAAAAAGUUCCAUUCGAAGUUCUAAUCUGUUUCAGGUUUAGAAGUUCUACAUGCGGAACUUUUUUGGAAUAUUUUUGGAACGAAUUUUUUUUACACGGGUCAGAAGAGAAAAAUUUUUUUUUUUUUUUUUAUUGAUAAAUUUUGUUUUUAUUUUAUAUAUAAAAUAAUAAUUAAUAACUUACUAGGGAAUAGUUAUUUUGAAAGUAAAAUUAUUAGAAAUUUUUUAUAAAUAAAUAAUCUCUUAUAAAAUAAUAAUUAGAGGUAAAAUAUAAAAAAAUUCCUAAGAAAUAAUUAUAAAAAAAUUAUAGCAUGAAUUAAAACUUUUAAUACUAAAAUAAAAAAUUUGAAAAUACAACCUCAUAAAAUACUACUUUAAUAAUACGUUUUUUGAAAUUUGAAAAAAAUUAAAGUUGUUAAAUUCAUAAUUAAAAUAGAUGUACUAUUAUGUAUAUCUAAAGUACAUUCUAAUGAAAUAAGAAAUGAAAAUAUAUAUUCAAGAUUAAACUUAUGAGUGCCUUGCUGUAAAAAUGACAAACAAUAUAAAUAACCGUUUAAUUAAUAAUAAUAAAUAGUUGAUCCUUAAUUUUUUGUAACGACUUCUCGAUAGUUGCGAACAGUAAAAUUAAAUAAAUAAAUAAAGAUAUUGUAAUUAUAAUGUAAACGAAUGUAUAAUUAAUCAAAAACGCUAUAAAUAUGUGAAAUUUUUGUGAGAGUAUAAAGCAAUGCGAUUAAAGAAAAUAUAAAUAAACUGAGUCAUUACUUAUAAUUUAUUUUAUUACAUGAAUUUAAAAUUCGAAUGUUGGUUAUAGAAAUAUUUUCUAAUUAUAAAAGGCCUGACGGCCAUACUGACAUUGCGGCGUCCGCAACAACUAUUACCAAUGUUACUAUUUCCGCAAUGGUUGUAAGGAAGAGAGUUUACCGGUAAAAUAAAUAUUUUACUUGUUGUACCAAUUUUCAGCAGGUUAUUUACCGGAUAAAUAACCAAAGAAGUUAAUUUUGUUCCGUGGGUGGCGUUGAUGUGCGAUUGAAGAUGU